This is a messenger RNA of Protopolystoma xenopodis, 279 nucleotides long. The record is from the annotation of a GenBank genome assembly. NCBI's taxonomy places the organism in Eukaryota, Metazoa, Platyhelminthes, Monogenea, Polystomatidea, Polystomatidae.
AUGUUGGCGAAACGUCUGGGAAUGUACCGAGUCAACGGCCCAAUGAUAAUUAUCCUCAAGAAUGGUCCGGCCGAGGACGCAGGACUAGAUAUGUCCCACAAGGCCUCCCUGUCGCUCGACCAAUUUGCUAAAUUGAAGGAAUCUCAUAUCCACCAAAGCGACAAGCUUGAGAGCAUUCAACCUCAUGUCCAACUUAUACCGUGUGAUCCACUAGCGCCGGUAUCUGAGACUAACGGCCUCUAUAGGAUCGUCUGUGCUCAGCCAUCUUUUGUCGACUAA